Messenger RNA from Corapipo altera (White-ruffed manakin), 962 nucleotides. RefSeq lists its product as uncharacterized. NCBI's taxonomy places the organism in Eukaryota, Metazoa, Chordata, Aves, Passeriformes, Pipridae. The record is from RefSeq and is a predicted model, not a curated record. The transcript has 6 exons. Gene Ontology annotation, molecular function: protein binding. The annotation marks the transcript as partial.
AAACGUGCCAAAGGCCCCCUUGGGCCUCCAUCUUCCAACUGGUACCAGACCAGGAGAGCUACAGGAAGAAUGAAGAAGUGAUGCUGAGCUGCCCUGAAGGUUUCCAGCCAUCCUUCACCCAUGUCAGAUGUUCGAGUGAACUCCAGUCCUUCAUUGAUGCGAAACCUGUCUACAGAGAGGUUUGGCUUGGAAGAGAUACCAGAGGUGUCUGGAUCCGCAUUCGCUCCAGCAUGGAGUGCCUCGAAGUGCUUCAGGUUGUCCCCGGCACCUUUGAGAUCUCCAGCACCAGCAUCCAACUGAACUGGACCUGCAGGUUCCCUGGUGCCUGCCAGGCCAUGCGGGCCAUGUGCCGCCUGGCAGUGCCUUCCUCCCCUCCCUGCAAGGCUGAGGAGGUGGAGGGAGAGGAGAUGUUACAUGGCCAGGAGGGAACAUUCUCCUGCUCCCAGUUGCAGCCCUUCACUGACUACAGUGUCACCAUCUUCUUGCACCCCAACACGACCCUUUUCUCAUGGUUGUUCAGGACAGAGGAAACAGUGCCAGACAAACCAGAGGAACUGUGGCUGGAUACCAGCAGAGGGUCCCUGAGGUGGAAGGAGCUGCCCUCCUGCAAAGGGGAGAUCAUUGGAUACCAGCUGAACAUCACGGCCAGGAGCACACGGGACGGAGGCUUCCUGGAGAUGGAGCGGCUGCAGGUGAACGGCUCCGUCACUGAGCACCGGCUGCCGGAGCACGGCCCUGGCAGCAGCUACGUGGUGUCGAUUCAGGGACUGACGGCUGCCGGGGCCGGGGCUGCGUCGCUGUGGGAAUUUCAGAGCACAGACAACCAGCACCCUCUGGGCAUCAGCUGCCGCAGCGUCCCUGACAUCUCCCCAUCCCAAGGGACGGUCGUGCUUCCCCUGCAACCCAUCACCUCGGAGGGGACCGGGGAGCACCAGCUGGUCGUGGCCAUGACACACAACAGC